This is a messenger RNA of Microstroma glucosiphilum, 627 nucleotides long. RefSeq names its product acyl-CoA N-acyltransferase. The transcript has 4 exons. Gene Ontology annotation, molecular function: monosaccharide binding; glucosamine 6-phosphate N-acetyltransferase activity. The record is from RefSeq and is a predicted model, not a curated record. The coding region runs from base 41 to 565 and encodes 174 amino acids. Gene Ontology annotation, cellular component: endoplasmic reticulum-Golgi intermediate compartment; endoplasmic reticulum; Golgi apparatus. NCBI's taxonomy places the organism in Eukaryota, Fungi, Basidiomycota, Exobasidiomycetes, Microstromatales, Microstromataceae. Gene Ontology annotation, biological process: UDP-N-acetylglucosamine biosynthetic process.
GAAAGCCUCCUCAUCACCUCCUCCUCCUCACUUUGCGAAGAUGACAUUCACACCGGACAGCGAACUGGAGCUCAUCUUUGAUGCUAAGCUCAUCCCACAGAGCGUAAAAGAGCAGCUGCCGGAGGACUUGCAUAUCCGACCUCUAGCCUCAGACGACUACACCCGCGGGCAUCUCACAGUUCUCUCCGUGCUAACAAAAGCUCCCGAUGUGGGUCUCACCUCCUGGCAAGAGCAAUUUCGUCUCCUCUCCUCCAUCCCCAAUACCUACUACCCGCUCGUCAUCGUGUCCCGCUCGACCGAUCAAAUCGUCGCAAUGGGCACGCUAGUCAUGGAGCUCAAGUUCCUCAGAGGCAAUGCAAAGGCGGGACAUGUAGAGGAUAUCGUUGUGAGCAGUCAAGCUCAGGGGAGGGGAUUGGGGAAGAAGGUCAUUCAGGCCUUGACGGGGAUUAGUGAGAGUCUAGGGGCUUACAAGGUCAUUCUGGAUUGUAGCGAAGAGAAUGCUCCAUUCUACGAGAAGUGUGGCUACAAACACGCAGGGGUGGAGAUGGCCAAGUACGCUUCGUAGCAAUGUAGCAAUAAGAGCAGGUCCAGGCAAUGCAUUGAUUGAGUCCUUUAAUGUCCCUCAUC